CUUCUUAUUCGUGAAAAUUUGCCACUUAACCUUGUAUCAAAAGAAUCAUUUUAUGAAUUCGUUUAUAACCUGGAUUCUAUAUUUACAAUAUCAUGUGAAAAAACCGUCAAACAACUUAUUCACAUUACUUAUAACAACUCAACAAAUUUAUUAAAACAACAACUAGAAUCUACUAGUAAAACUAUGAUUUGGGAUACUAAAGAAUAUCUUCGUGUAAAAUACGAUGUUUUAACUAGAUGGAACUCAAGUUUUUUAGCAUGGGAACGACUCCUUUUAGUUCGAGACUAUAUUGAUAUUGUCUUAAUUAUGUUAAGCAAAGACAAUACACCAGAUGCACAUCAAAAUUAUAAUCGCCUUAAAAAGAUUAUGUUAACUGAUAAUGAGUGGAACUUAAUAAGUAAUUUAACUAAUUUACUUGGACCAUUUAAUGAAUAUUCCGAAUAUUUUAGUGGUAGUGAAUAUGUCACGAUCAGCAUGAUGUAUCCAUUAAUUAAUACACUUAUAGUCAAAUUAUGUCCUAUUACUCAAGAUUUUCAUUCAACUUUGGAUUUUAAUUCAAACGAUAUUGCAUUUGAUGAUGAUCUUAAAUAUAAAGAUAACGAAGAAGAAACUAUAAUAGGACCAAAAAAAUGA
Messenger RNA from Racocetra fulgida, 633 nucleotides. Lineage: Eukaryota; Fungi; Glomeromycota; Glomeromycetes; Diversisporales; Gigasporaceae. The record is from the annotation of a GenBank genome assembly.